UCAUAAACGGGACGCCGAACCCUCCAGUUCAUUGCAAAUAUGGCGGGUAUUGGAAGCGAUGUGAUGCGUCCAUGGUAUGAAUUAGGAUCUCCGAUCGAUGCGUGUUAUCCAUCAGUUUCCACGUCAGAAGAGAAGCCGAAGAAAAAACGAGGGAUAUGCCUGGUUCGUAUGAAAUCUCGUAAGCAGCAACAACAACAACAACAACAACAACAACAACAACAUCAAGAGCCAAAACCGACUGCAAAUAACAACAAUGUGCCGUUCAAUAUACAUUGCCAGAUAGGCAAAGAGAUAAAGCACAUAUGCAACAAAUGUCGUAGCGCGGACCCGUUGGAAGCUGAAGAGGUGGAGCGGCUGGCAGCCAUGCGCUCAGACUCCCUGGUGCCGGGAACACAUACGCCUCCCAUCCGCCGGCGGAGCAAGUUCGCCAACCUGGGGCGCCUCUUCAAACCGUGGAAGUGGAGGAAGAAGAAGAGCGAGAAGUUCAGGCAGACCUCAGCUGUGUUGGAGAGGAAGAUGUCCACUCGCCAGAGCAGAGAGGAGCUGAUCAAGAAAGGUGUACUGAAGGAGGAUUACGAGAAAGAUGGUGCAGGUGCAGCGGUGCGGGAGGAGGUGAAGAUGGAGAAUGGCCAUUCCUCGCCGCUCCUGGAGGCUCUCCCGGAGGGGGACCGAGCUGAGCAGAUGGAGGGAGCAGCCUCAGCCAUCGGCACAGGGGAGCUCCCGAUGCCUGCGGAGGGCUUCACCAAACACGACAACAGCCAGAAGCCUGGCCAGUCUGCCCCCACCAAGAAGGUCACCAUGUUCGCGCCAAACGACAUCACUGAGUCCAUGCCACAAAAAACUGCCACGUUCCACAAACAACCCCCGGCUCCACCGCCCAAACCCUUCAACAGGCUGCCAAACCACAUGAAAGACGGCGCCCCCGUGAGGCUGCCCUGCAUGUCGUCCAGGCUAUCUCCUCCUCUACCUUCCAAGAAGCUCAUGAUCGCCGUGCCUGACUCAUCGCUGAUCGCCUUCCAGAAGUGCCACGUGCCGCUGGGCGGGCACUCCUUGCAGUACGGCACCCUGCCAACUGCCCUCCACCCGCCCAGCCGCAUCAUAGAGGAGCUCAACAAGACCCUGGCCCUGACCAUGCAGAGGUUCGAGAGCUCCAUGAUGCAUGCCGUUCCAACAGUGAUGAUCGAUUGCGAGGAAAAUAAGGAAAACCUUCCAAACGAGGGGAACUACGGGGACCCGGGUUACAAAGACGAAGAGGAUGAGGAGGAGUAUGAUGAAGACGAGGAGGAGGAAGAUGACGAGGAUGAAGAUGAAGAGGAGGAUGAUGAAGAGGAAGAUGAGGCAUUGUUUUCAAGCUCGCUUGCAAUGAAGGUGCUGAGGAAGGACUCGCUGGCCAUCAAGCUGAGUAACCGACCGUCGCUGAGGGACCUGGAGGACAAGAACAUCCUGCCCAUGCUGUCCGACCAGCAGAGGCUGGAGUCCCGUCAGCAGAUAGGCACCAAGCUCACCAGGCGGUUGAGUCAACGCCCAACAGCAGAUGAGCUGGAACAGAGGAACAUCCUGAAACCUCGCAAUGAAAUGGAUGAAGAGGAGAAGAGGGAAAUCAAGAGACACUUAACCCGAAAGCUCAGCCAGAGGCCCACCGUGGAGGAACUGCGGGAGGCUAAGAUUCUGAUCCGCUUCAGUGACUACGUGGAAGUGGCGGAGGCUCAGGACUACGACAGGCGGGCGGAUAAGCCCUGGACACGACUGACCGCAAUGGAUAAGGUUGAGGCCCAAACACAUUUAUAUACCCUUUUGUAUAUGGUACACAUGCACGUGAUUUGUGCAGAGAAUUCAUAUUUCCUGUUUAUUUUUUUGCAUCAGGCUGCCAUAAGGAAAGAGCUGAAUGAGUUCAAAAGCACAGAGAUGGAGGUGCACGAGUCCAGCCGUCACUUUACUAGGUUUCAUCGACCAUAAACUCCAACCCCUCCAUAGCAGUAUACUUUCCUAAUCUCCUAAUACACCACAGUGGCUGGACUGCUGCCCCUGGAAUACUACAAUAUUUUCUGGUGUUGUCCGCAGCAGCUGCCUGGAAAGAACAAUCUUUUACUACAGUAGCCCACUCUUACCUGUGUUCUAGUGCCACCACAGGAAUGUAUGACCGAUGCAUAAAAGCGACACACAGAGAGAAAAUGGCUUCCCCCCAACCUCCCAACGGAUUUUCAUUGUAGUCAUUGUUUAUAUGAUUAUGAUGAAGGGGUGGGGUAUUACUUUGCUGAAUUGUUUUUCUGCAGAACUCUGCUAAGCUGGACUUCAGAAAUUCUGAUAAAGGUAUUUGUGCCAAUGUGGGGUUUGGUAGGAGAAGAGUUCCUAAUGCUGAGAUAUUUUUGGUUCCCUGUCUAGACCAAACUCUUAGACUAUUUGCCUUUGGCACAUUCUAAUUGUACUUGUAUAUGUGACUCCCAUUGAACAUUACCAUACAUAAAAUAUCACAAAUAUCAUUACUAUAGAUCUUAAGGCAGCUGUACCACAACCACCACCACUCCUCCCGACAAGUCUUUUUUUUUUACCGAUUCACGAUAUUAGCAAUAAUCUUAGAUUUUGUCUUUCUGCCUAUUUUUGGGCUGCAUUCAAGAGCUCAAACAUUAGGAUAUUUCAGACAGCUUCACUACCAGUUUGAAACCAAAGCACCACAAAAUGAUAUGGCAGGUGUAAUCUUGAGUGCAUCCCAGAAUAAGGGUUUGGGGAGCUCCGCAAUCCACUGUGUCACUGUGCCUACAGUCUCCUUUACAGGGAUUAAACAACUGCAGACUGACUUUUCGCAUUGGAAACUUAUCCGCUAUAACCUUUAAUGCGAGAGAAAAUGGGACUUUUUUUUUGGUAUAUAUACCGUCUGCACGGUAAGACAAUUCUUUGAUAGUACUAACUAGGAAUUCCCCAACAGCCAUUUUUAUUUGGCUGUUGAUACUGAUCAUGAGUCUUGCCAAUAUAAUGUACUCAUCCUUUUACUUUUCUAAUUGUUGGUAAAAGACAGACAUUACACCACGAUGACCAUGACAGAGGAUCCGAGACAGGGUCUUUUUCCAAAAAGAACUUGAGUUGCUUUAAUGUUUGACAUUCCUCCUGGUAUUAGUUCUUGGUCUUUGCAUAAUCUCUGAUACGACGCCUGUUUUCUGGACGAUAUCAAAUACAAAUGUAAUGCAACCCUGGCACUAAUGAAUACAGAAAAACCUGCCACCCUUUAUUCAAAUGUUGUUUACAGUACACUUACAGCUCAAUUGACGGUUACCCGGUCUCAUGAAUGUGUACGAAUGGGUGUGUGCUUGUGUUUUAGAAGGGUCAGUGAUCUUACUGUACCUUGUACUACUUUUUAAAUGUUUUGACAAAUGUUAUAAUUGUCAGAAUUUUUACAUAUGUACAUAAAGCAACCAGUGAUCUAAAAAAAAAAAAAAACUUUUUUGUAUAGUGGGAAAAACUGCAUGUGAUUGUUAAUUUAUUGUGAGUCUUCUAUAAUGUAUGCAGUUUCUUAAAGAAUGAAACAUAAAUACUAAGGAAAAAACUAACACUGAGUCCAUGUCUGCAUCCUUGUGGUAUUUUCCAACAUGUUUUUGUCUUGAAGACCUCCGCAAAUGAACUGGCGAGUCAAGGGGCAAGUCUACUGAUGAUGAGUUUUUAGUCAUGCCAUCGCUUUCUCUUUAAAGCUGAUGGUGGGUCUCGUAACGCUGUGCUUACAGUCCUUCGGCACCUAUAGGUCCACACGGUUAUACAGAAUGCAUCGGCGUGCCACAGUACUUGUGCCAUAGGUCUAUGGCUUUGGUCACGAUGGCAUCCGUGUUCUCUUGGGGUAUCUGGAAUUUCAAAGAAAGUUGCAGCUCACGUGAGAUUGUGUGUACACUUGCAUGUCAUGUCAAGGCCAAAAUAAUAUUUUUUUAAGUGCUAGUAAUUCUAUGUUGGUAAACUCACAUUGCCCAGAAAUUUCACCACAACCUCCGGCCGGUUCAUGCCCAUGAGAAUGAUCUUGUAGCUGAGCAGAAUCUCAAGUCCAACAAACACCAGGAUCUUACACGAGCCACUGAUCACUUUGUCCCAUACUCUUAG
Molecule: messenger RNA, 4077 nt
Organism: Gadus chalcogrammus (walleye pollock)
Lineage: Eukaryota; Metazoa; Chordata; Actinopteri; Gadiformes; Gadidae
Gene: phactr1
Product: phosphatase and actin regulator 1
Exons: 12
Coding region: 40-1956 (638 amino acids)
Biological process (GO): cell motility; stress fiber assembly
Molecular function (GO): actin binding
Source: RefSeq, a predicted model, not a curated record